Molecule: messenger RNA, 1278 nt
Organism: Bursaphelenchus okinawaensis
Lineage: Eukaryota; Metazoa; Nematoda; Chromadorea; Rhabditida; Aphelenchoididae
Source: the annotation of a GenBank genome assembly
AUGGAUGUUGUCGUUUAUCUUGCACUCGCCGUUCUCGUCGCCGUCUUCAUCAUCUCGCUAGUGUUGUUGGUGGUCAUGUGUCGACGAAGGUACGAAUACAAUCGACUGCUUACUGCUCACUCCUUAAGGUUCUCCAAGCUCAAGCGGGACAACAUGGACGACUUUGUGCAAUUGAGUCCCUACCUUUGUAAGUCUUUAGCUUCGUGUUUUGUAUGGUUUAGAUUACGAAAGGAUUUCGAAACACUUGGCGCCAUUUGUGACGCUGUUUUACGGGAUUUGCCAGGUGAACUGGGUGUUACUUUAAGCGUGUAUGGUUUAUAAGUUUAGUAGGACGUGGUUUUGAAUACAUUUGGAAAACGAGGAAAAGAAGUUUAAGUAAAGACAACAUUAGAGGCUGUAAAACACGUGAUAUCUUAAGACGAGUGUUUAUUUGACAGUUUUUGAGUAAUAUAAGGGAAGGAGCUAAUUCAUUUUGGUAAAUCUUAAAAACUGAGAGCUACAAAAAACAAAACUCUUAGUUUAUUGGCUCAUGGUAACUUAAAAAGUCACAUUUUUUAAAAAUUUUGUAGUUCUAAGAUGGCAAAAACUCAAUUACUAAAAUUUUAAAGACUUAAAAUUAUUAAAAGUUUUAAAUCAUGGAAUUCCUAACCAAAUUUGCCAUUUUCAGCUCAAGCCUUAAGCAAUAACGAAUGGAUUUUCGAUGUGAAUGGAGUCCUGGAGCACUCCGUGUGUAUUCUCAAGCUUUGCCAUGUAAUAACCGACAAACUGUCGGCCAUCUCACUGGACCAAGUUAGUCCUCAACUCAACGAAAUUAUUUGUGAAGCCACGGCUCGUGUCGUCCCCCGCUUCGAUGCUGUGCUACAAGCACUAGCAGCACGAAAAGUCGAUGUACGACUAACAGAAGCACGAGUUACCGGUCUCACCACUGCCGUAUGGGCCCUGGUCCAGCCUUUUUGUAUAUUAGACCCCAAGUACAAGGAAACGUUUGGGCCGAUGUUGGCCGAAAUGGAGGAACACCAACGUUUCCUCGCCUACACGAUCCAACGUGCUGAAGAGGCUGUGGUGCACGAGGUCGACGAAACCAAAACCCCCACGACGUCGAUCGCCGUAGAGAAUCGGAAGCCGCAGGUUCCGAAUGGGAAAGUUGUGAGUAACAACGCCCUGCCCCCUACCUCAACGCAGGAUCAGACCCUGUUAAGUGAAGAACCGCCCGACGAGAAUGGUGAUGUUCAGAGGAUUGAAGAAGCUACGCCGCCAGCAGAUCCGUCGACGUCGUGA